UUAUUUAAAUAAAAAAAUCUAAAAAUAUUUCGACAUGUACUUUUUAUACAAUAGGAAACAGUGAUUGUAAAUGUCUUAAACAUAUACCUAUGAAUUAUCAUGGAGGUCUAUUAUACAAUAUCACGGUUUACUAUUAAACAGGUUGAAUUGGCGGUAUUUAUUAAGUGAUUGUAUAAUUUCUUUUUCAAAACUGAUAAAAAAUGCCAGAAAACGUGAUAAAUGGAGAUCAUGUUGAUGUAAAGAGUGCUAAUUGUGAAGCUCAAGAUAAUGAUGAAGAUAACAAUGAAGCAGAUGUACAUUUUGAGCCAAUAAUUUCUUUGCCAUUAAUAGAAGUUUCCAACAAUGAGGAAGAUGAAGUUGAAAUGAUAAAAAUGAGAGCAAAAUUAUAUCGUUAUGAUUCUUCUAAUAAUCCAGCAGAAUGGAAAGAACGUGGUACUGGAGAAGUAAAAUUAUUAAGACAUAAAACAAAAAAUACAGUAAGAGUUGUAAUGCGUAGAGAUAAAACACUUAAAAUUUGUGCUAAUCAUUUUGUAACUCCUUGGAUGGAAUUGAAACCUAAUUGUGGUAGUGAUAGAGCAUGGGUAUGGAGUGUACUUGCUGAUUAUGCAGAUGAACAACUUAAGCCAGAGCUACUUGCUAUAAGAUUUGCAAAUGCAGAAAAUGCAACUGUUUGGAAAGAAGCAUUUGAAAAAGCAAAGAAGAUAGUGGGAUCUGAAUGUGAGAUAUAUGCUGGAAAAAAUAAUACAGAAGAAAAACAUGUUGAGAGUGAUAGUGAACCUUCUAGUGAUGUAAGUUAUAGUGAAAGUACUGAUAAUGAAGAACAAAAUAAAUUGGCUGAAGGAGAUUUAAAAAUUAAAGAUAAUGAAAAAGUGGAAGCUUCUGAGAAACAAGUAAAAGAUGAAGAAAGUAUGGACAAAGUGUCUAAAGGACUUGAGCAAUUGCAAGUUGAGGAUGAGAAAAAAUAAAAAUAAAAUUUACAUCUCUGAAUUAGAGAUGUUAUUUAUAAGUGCACAUUCCAACAUAAACAUACAUCUAUGCAUAUGUUUAAUAUUUGAUCAGUGAAUUUAAUGUAGGGAAAUAUUUUAACAACAACGUUAAUAGAUGAGUUAAACAAAUUUUCAAUAUUUAUACAAUCGUUAUAUGUUGUCUGUGAUUUCUUAAUGAAGAAUAUUUUAGCAUUUAUACUAUGAUGAAGAAGUUAACACAUUAAAUCUGACAGGAAUAAGAAAUUAAAAAGUAGAACAACUGUUUAAUUCUAUAUGUUUGAAAAUUUACUUGGUUAUAAUUUUAUUAAAUUUUUUUAAAUAUCUUCUAUAAUAUAUAUUUUU
Apis laboriosa (Himalayan honeybee) is the source of this 1328-nucleotide messenger RNA. RefSeq names its product ran-specific GTPase-activating protein-like. The record is from RefSeq and is a predicted model, not a curated record. The coding region runs from base 201 to 965 and encodes 254 amino acids. NCBI's taxonomy places the organism in Eukaryota, Metazoa, Arthropoda, Insecta, Hymenoptera, Apidae. Gene Ontology annotation, cellular component: cytoplasm; nuclear pore. Gene Ontology annotation, molecular function: GTPase activator activity. Gene Ontology annotation, biological process: nucleocytoplasmic transport. The transcript is spliced from 4 exons.